CUUAUCCUUACUGUUCUUCUUUCCAUCUGGCAGAAGCUGAAAUCCACCAUGGGCACCCUGCCACAGCUGGAGACUCCCGCUAAGAGGGUGGUGUUGGGCAAUGCCAAGCCCCAGCACCAUAUGGAUGCCACUCUGCCCCAUGUUACCAACAAGGAGGAGAUUCCAAGGGGACCUCACUUCCCCACAAACUUCAGCCCUUUGUUGGAGAAGCUGUCUGUGCCCUCCAGCCCCAAGAACCUGGUCAACAAGCUGGAGAAAGAGCAGGAGAAGGAGCAGGAGAAAGAGAGAUUCUUUGAAGGACUGAGGUUGCCUUUGUUGCCCACAGAGGCUCUGAAACACUCCCAGGAUCGGCUGACAAAGUAUGAGCAAGAAGAGAUUUUGGACUAUUCAGAAAUCUGGUACCUCGGUCUGGAUACAAAGAAAAUUGAGGCCUCCCAUGGCACACCGCAGAACUCUGGGUACGAUGAUGAGCAUGGCAGCUACAUCAAGGUAUUGCACGACCACAUUGCCUAUCGCUAUGAAGUACUGGAGGUGUUAGGCAAAGGAUCCUUUGGUCAAGUGCUGAAAUGUGUUGAUCACAAAAACAAUGAGAUGGUUGCUAUAAAGGUUAUUCGGAACAAGAAAAGGUUCCACAACCAAGCUCUGGUUGAGCUGAAGAUCUUGGAUGCAGUGAGAAGGAGGGACAAAGACAAUUCCUAUAAUGUCAUCCACAUGAAAGAGUAUUUCUACUUCCGCAAUCAUCUUUGUAUCUCGUUUGAGCUUCUUGGGAUGAACCUUUAUGAACUGAUCAAGAAGAACAACUUCCGUGGCUUCAGCAUGACCCAGGUCCGCCGCUAUGCAUUCUCUCUGCUUAGGUGCCUGCAGAUGCUGCACAGAGAGAAGAUCAUCCACUGCGAUCUUAAGCCGGAGAACAUUGUCCUGUCACAGAAAGGAGUGGGAAAUAUCAAAGUGGUUGAUUUUGGUUCAAGCUGCUAUGAACAGCAGAGAGUGUACACAUACAUUCAGAGCCGCUUCUACCGGUCACCGGAGGUCAUCUUGGGCCACUCCUACAGCAUGGCCAUUGAUAUGUGGAGCCUGGGCUGCAUCCUAGCCGAGCUCUACACCGGCUACCCGCUCUUCCCAGGGGAGAGUGAGUGGGAGCAGAUGGCCUGCAUCAUGGAGAUCUUUGGAAUGCCCCCAAAGGAUUUUGUCCAGACUGCAUCUCGAAGGAAACUAUUUUUUGAUGCACGGGGCUAUCCUAGACAUAUCACAAACAGUAAGGGGCGGAGGAGACGGCCCAAUUCCAAAGACCUAGCCACUGUGCUGAAGACCAACGAUCCCCUGUUUUUGGACUUCAUAAGACGCUGCCUAACGUGGAAUCCCAACAAGCGCAUGACACCAAAUGAGGCAAUGCAUCACAAGUGGAUCCAGGGGGCUCGCAUCUAUAAGACUCGACCCAAGACCUGGACUGCUAGAAAGCACACUGAGACCCCAAGUUCCCUGAACAACAGCUACGAACACGCACAAUGCAAGACAGCCAGUAACAGGACAGUAACCAGUGGAAUGGAGAAGAAUAGGAGAGACAAUUCUGGAAGGAACGCCAUACCUUCAAUGUCAGAACGUCUGAGGCCCAUCGGGGCAUCGACGGAGGAGAAGACAUCUGAGGAUGUAUCUGGACUUCAGCAGGAGGCCAUUAGCAAGGCAGGGCUUGGUGGAGAAAGGGCCAUCCACAUUAUCAUCAAGCCCCAGGAGCUAGUCGAACACAGACAUUGAGGCCCUGGGAUCUUCCUGCAGUG
Molecule: messenger RNA, 1775 nt
Organism: Scleropages formosus (Asian bonytongue)
Lineage: Eukaryota; Metazoa; Chordata; Actinopteri; Osteoglossiformes; Osteoglossidae
Product: dual specificity tyrosine-phosphorylation-regulated kinase 4-like
Exons: 12
Coding region: 49-1752 (567 amino acids)
Biological process (GO): peptidyl-threonine phosphorylation; peptidyl-serine phosphorylation
Cellular component (GO): cytoskeleton; cytoplasm; nucleus
Molecular function (GO): protein serine/threonine kinase activity; protein serine/threonine/tyrosine kinase activity; ATP binding
Source: RefSeq, a predicted model, not a curated record